AUUCUCUGUGCAUGCGCGGCGAUGCGCUGUGUCUGAGGAUCCCCGAUUACGGAAAGAGCCGAAGAUGUCGGCUCAGUCAUGUGAUCAGCUGUGUCCAAUCACAGCUGAUCACAUCAGUGCCAGCCUCCCAGUGUCCAUCAGUGCCACAUCAAUGCCACAUAUCAGUGCCUACCAGUGCACAUCAAUGCCACAUAUCAGUGCCCAUCUGAGCUGCCUUUCAGUGUCACCCAUCAGUGCCAGUCAGUACCACCUAUCAAUGCCAAUCAGUGCCACCUAUCAGUGCUGCCAAUCAGUGCCACCUAUCAGUGCGCAUAAGUGGCGCCUAUCAGUGCCAGUCAGUGCCGCCUAUCAGUGCGCAUCAGUGGCGCCUAUCAGUGCCAGUCAGUGCCGCCUAUCAGUGCGCAUCAGUGCUGCCUAUCAGUGCCACCUAUCAGUG
Molecule: messenger RNA, 436 nt
Organism: Staurois parvus
Lineage: Eukaryota; Metazoa; Chordata; Amphibia; Anura; Ranidae
Source: the annotation of a GenBank genome assembly